Messenger RNA from Camelus dromedarius (Arabian camel), 1407 nucleotides. RefSeq names its product paraoxonase 1 (gene PON1). Gene Ontology annotation, biological process: response to toxic substance. Bases 77 to 1144 code for a protein of 355 amino acids. The record is from RefSeq and is a predicted model, not a curated record. Gene Ontology annotation, molecular function: arylesterase activity; aryldialkylphosphatase activity. The transcript is spliced from 9 exons. Lineage: Eukaryota; Metazoa; Chordata; Mammalia; Artiodactyla; Camelidae. Gene Ontology annotation, cellular component: extracellular region.
CGGCCGGAGGCUGCAAGCAGGCAGGGGCUCCGGCCGUCUGUGCAUCAGUCCAUCUUUCCGGCGCCUGUCCCAGGCCAUGGCGAAGCUGUUGGUGCUCACCAUUUUGGGAGUGGGACUGGCACUCUUCAGGGACCACCGGUCUUCUUACCAAACACGAAUGGCUGCUUUCCGAGAAAUAAAACCAGUAGAACUUCCCAACUGUAAAUUAGUAAAAGGAAUAGAAGCUGGCUCUGAAGACUUGGAGAUACUUCGUAAUGGUCUGGCCUUCAUUAGCUCAGGAUUAAAAUAUCCUCAAAUAAAGAGCUUUGAAUCCAAUGAGCCUGGAAAGAUACUUCUGAUGGACCUGAACGAAGAGGAGCCGACCGUUUUGGUAUUGAAGAUCAAGGGAAGUAACUUUGAUUUGUCUUCAUUUAACCCUCAUGGGAUUAGCACAUUCACAGAUGAAGAUAAUACUGUGUACCUGCUGGUGGUGAACCAUCCAUAUUUGAAGUCCACGGUUGAGUUGUUUAAAUUUCAAGAAGAAGAAAAGUCACUUUUGCAUCUGAAAACCAUCAAACACCAGCUUCUCCCUAAUGUGAAUGACAUUGUCGCUGUGGGGCCUGAACACUUCUAUGCCACCAAUGAUCACUAUUUUGUUGACCCCUACUUGAGAUCCUGGGAGAUAUAUUUGGGUCUAGCGUGGUCAAAUGUUGUUUACUACAGUCCAAAUGAAGUUCGAGUGGUGGCCGACGGAUUUGAUUUUGCAAAUGGAAUCAACGUUUCACCUGACGGCAAGUACGUCUAUGUAGCUGAGUUGCUGGCGCAUAAGAUUCAUGUGUAUGAAAAGCACGCUAAUUGGACUUUAACUCCAUUGAAGUCCCUGGACUUUGACACACUCGUGGAUAACAUAUCUGUGGAUCCUGUGACAGGGGACCUUUGGAUUGGAUGCCACCCCAAUGGCAUGAAAAUCUUCUUCUAUGACCCCGAGAAUCCUCCUGGAUCAGAGGUACUCCGAAUCCAGAACAUUUUAACAGAGGAACCCAAAGUGACAGUGGUUUACGCGGAAAAUGGAACAGUGUUACAAGGAAGUUCAGUUGCCUCUGUGUACAAAGGGAAACUGCUGACUGGUACUGUGUUCCACAAAGCCCUUUACUGUAAGCUCUAACAGGCCGAUUUGCACCCGGGCCCUGGCAACUGUGAGCUCAUUUCAACCGGUUGCCCCAUUUAAGAGACCACAGUGAUCUCAUCCAAUGAAUUGCUGACCCUAAAUUUGGACAUCACAAGAGAUGAAAGUGUGUUUAACUGGGAACAGAUACGAUGCAUAAGGCCUUUUAGAGAGUAUGAUAUCGAAUCAGUCUUGGGAUAUUUGAAAACCUCAUUUAUCAAUAAAGAUCCUUUUCAAUCAAAUUGCUAGAACUGUCAUGUCAG